AUGUUGGUUCCUCCUGCUAACUUUGGCAUCGCUGAAGAGGGAAUUUAUAGAUGUUCUAAAGUGGAAACAUUGAACUUAUCGUUUCUGGAGACUCUUAAUCUAAAGACUGUUAUAUUUAUAGGAGGUCAAGAACCCUCAAAAUUUUUUAAGGAUUUCUUUACAAGGUCAUCUAUAAAAUGGAUUGUUUUGAGGAUGUCUGAUUUCUCAGCUGCGGCAGUUCCAGUUAAGAGUUCUUCUGUAUCCAACGGCAGUUUAUAUUCCAACAAUAAUAGUACAUUAUCAUUGCAGGAUGAAAAAAAAAUAAAAAAACAUACGCUAAAUGCAUCACAAAAUUCCAUAAUAACAGAACCUGUGAUACAGGAGGAAAUUUCUUAUCAUUUAACUGACAACGAUGAUUUAAUGCUGAUUAAAAGCACGUGUUUAAAGAGAACUUUCAAGACUUUGUUAAAUGUGGAUAAUUACAAUGUUUUAUUGGUAGAUAAAACUGCACUGGUUAUUGGUAUACUUCGAAAAAUUCAGAAAUGGAAUAUUGCAUCAAUCAUAAAUGAGUACAGAUUAUUUUCCGGUAAGAAUAGAAAUUAUUUUGCAGAAACAUUUUUAGAAGUAAUUAGUAUUAACAUAGAACAAGAAAAGGAUGACAAGACAAUUAUUAAUAAUAACAAUAAGAAGCUUUCCCUUGAAAAUAAUAGAAUACACUCGAUAGAGUAUAAGGGCAACUCUGGCAAAUUAGUUAAAGUAAAUGAAGAUGAUCUUAGCAAGGAGCCAGAAGUACCCCAACGUCUUUUAACGUUAAUAAACCAAAUUGAAACUAAGGUGAAAAAUAACAAAGUAUUACAAGUAAAUGGUGUCUUAGGUGGUGAUUUGAAGAGAACUUCUUCCGACCUUGGAAUUUUUGGCCAUCGGUAUAGAUUAGCAUUCAACAAGAAAGAAAACGGAGAGUAUGGCUAUUAUAAAGCACUGGGGAAAGACAAUGUAAAAAUAAGAAUACCCACUGAUUCUGAACUACCAGGUUGGUUUAAGUUUCAAAGAGAUUUAUGGGAGAAGGAGAACGUUCCGGAAGAACAUCACUUUUAUAGGGAACAUAUCUUUACGUAG
Molecule: messenger RNA, 1095 nt
Organism: Saccharomyces mikatae IFO 1815
Lineage: Eukaryota; Fungi; Ascomycota; Saccharomycetes; Saccharomycetales; Saccharomycetaceae
Gene: OCA4
Product: Oca4p
Exons: 1
Coding region: 1-1095 (364 amino acids)
Molecular function (GO): phosphatase activity
Source: RefSeq, a predicted model, not a curated record